AUCAGUCUUUACACGAACUUACACACAACACUACUUAUAUUUCUCACCCAUAACUUAACAUUAUAGUUUUUGGCUUUAGCCUAGUUUAGAAGUUGCAGGCUUUAAAAAAAUAUUGCUUGUGUGUUUUGUUGAUUUUUGUGUAAUUGAGGUUAAAUUCGGGGCCUAAUAAAAGAUUGAAAAAAAUAAUUUUAUAAAUUUGGUAUUCCGUAAAAACAUCUAAACAAAUAUGGAUGACGAUGCGGAAACUUACAAACUUUGGCGAAUUCGAAAACUGUUAUGCAGUUAUGCCACGAUCGCGGUUAUUUAGUGACUCAAGAUGAGUUGGAUCAGACUUUGGAGCAAUUUAAGGAACAAUUUGGAGAUAAACCCAGUGAAAAGCGACCAGCAAGAAGUGACUUGAUAGUGUUGGUGGCCCACAAUGACGACCCAACAGACCAGAUGUUUGUCUUUUUCCCUGAUGAAGCAAAAAUAGGAAUUAAAACUAUAAAAACAUACUGUACUAGGAUGCAGGAAGAAAAUAUUCACAGGGCAAUUGUUGUCGUACAAGCAGGUAUGACUCCAUCCGCAAAACAAUCAUUAGUGGACAUGGCGCCUAAAUACAUAUUAGAACAAUUCUUGGAAUCAGAACUACUUAUCAACAUCACUGAGCAUGAGUUGGUCCCUGAACAUAUUGUGCUGACACCUGAUGAGAAGCAAGAGCUGCUGGCUAGAUAUAAACUAAAGGAGAACAUGUUGAUGAGAAUACAGGCGGGUGAUCCAGUGGCCAGGUAUUUUGGACUUAAGCGAGGACAGGUAGUGAAAAUCAUCCGGUCAUCGGAAACGGCGGGAAGAUAUAUUUCUUAUAGAUUAGUUUGUUAGAUAGAUUUUCAAUAAAAUAUAUUUUGUAAAAAGAA
This is a messenger RNA of Manduca sexta (tobacco hornworm), 893 nucleotides long. RefSeq names its product DNA-directed RNA polymerases I, II, and III subunit RPABC1 (gene Rpb5). Gene Ontology annotation, cellular component: RNA polymerase II, core complex; RNA polymerase III complex; RNA polymerase I complex. The coding region runs from base 277 to 858 and encodes 193 amino acids. Gene Ontology annotation, molecular function: DNA binding; DNA-directed RNA polymerase activity. The transcript has 6 exons. Gene Ontology annotation, biological process: DNA-templated transcription. Lineage: Eukaryota; Metazoa; Arthropoda; Insecta; Lepidoptera; Sphingidae. The record is from RefSeq and is a predicted model, not a curated record.